Striga asiatica is the source of this 765-nucleotide messenger RNA. Lineage: Eukaryota; Viridiplantae; Streptophyta; Magnoliopsida; Lamiales; Orobanchaceae. The record is from the annotation of a GenBank genome assembly.
GCUAGGGUUUCGUGGAUUCCAAUCAUUUUUUGCGUUUGACAAAUAUAAAAUACCCAAAAUCAGCCCACACAACACACAGUCACACAGUCACCACAACGGCCCAGUACACAAUUGAACACUCUCUCUUCCCUCCUUUUAUCUUUCCUACAAAAACUCAAAAUCAUGAAAAUCUUAACCCUUAAUUUCCAUUUUUUCCCUUAAUUUUGAUCCAUUUUUCCAAUUUUUGAUUUUUUUCUUCCUUUUUUUUUUUUUUUUUAAAAGUAUAAUUGUUUAUUUAUGUUAUCUCAUUUCCUGAUCAAACUUCCACACGCUAUGGAUCUGAAAGUGGAUAAGAAAACUUGCAGCGGCUGCCACACUACGAAAACCCCCCUCUGGAGAGGAGGCCCAGCUGGUCCCAAGUCACUGUGCAAUGCCUGUGGGAUUAAGUACAACAAAAAGCGGCGGCAGCUGCUCGGACUUGACACGGGAAAGCCACUCAAGAAGAAGAAGAGAAGCAACGUCGCCGGCCAGAGUAGCGGCGCACGAGGUAGCCUGAAAACGCGAUUUAUGGUGUUCGCCGGCGGCGAUUUGUCGAUUUUGAAGAGGUCCGGCAAGCUGAUGGGCGAGCUGAGGGAAGAGGAGCGCGCGGCCGUGGUGCUCAUGGCUUUGUCCUGUGGGUCGGUUUAUGCUUAGUGACGUGGUACCUUUAGCUGCUGCGUUUGUACCUUGAAAUUCCAGAAAAAAAGGGGAAUUAAUCUAACUAAUUGUAGCUUUGAUGAUGGGUUU